Molecule: messenger RNA, 285 nt
Organism: Staurois parvus
Lineage: Eukaryota; Metazoa; Chordata; Amphibia; Anura; Ranidae
Source: the annotation of a GenBank genome assembly
AUCAGCUGUGUCCAAUCACAGCUGAUCACAUGGCACUGAUGAUCAGUGUGCCCUGAUGAUCAGUGUGGACCCAGAAGUGCCACCUGUCAGUGCUCAUCAGUGCCACGUGCCAGUGCCCAUCAGUGCCACGUGCCAGUGCCCAUCAGUGCCACAUCAAUGCCACAUAUCAGUGCAUACCAGUGCACAUCAAUGCCACAUAUCAGUGCCCAUCUGAGCUGCCUUUCGAUGUCACCCAUCAGUGCCAGUCAGUGCCACCUAUCAAUGCCAAUCAGUGCCACCUAUCAG